This is a messenger RNA of Podarcis lilfordi (Lilford's wall lizard), 7935 nucleotides long. NCBI's taxonomy places the organism in Eukaryota, Metazoa, Chordata, Lepidosauria, Squamata, Lacertidae. The record is from the annotation of a GenBank genome assembly.
AUGCCGGGCGCGGGCUGGCGGCGGCACGUGCGCGCGGAGCUGCAGCGGCGGGAGCGGCGCGCGCGGGGCCUGCGGCUGCUGCUGGAGCGACGUGAGAGGGCCGAGGGGACUCCCCGCCACUGGGGCCUCUUCCCGGGGGCGCCCUGGUCAGCGGGGCGGGGGCCACAUCCCCGCAGGGCGGCUGGGAGCUCCUCCGCCCAGCCCCCUCCUCCAUUAGACCCCACCCCUCCGGCUCAGUUUCCCCGGCCACUCUGGGCAGCUCCCAAGCGAGGGUUAAAAACAAGGCAGCAUUAAAUAGUAAAAACUGCCUUCAGGGGUUUUUAAAGAUAGGAGAGCUGCUUCUUUCCUUGACAUCUGGUGGGAGGGCAUUCCACAGGGUGGGUGCCACCACCGAGAAGGCCCUCUGUCUGGUGCCCUGUAACUUGGCCUCUCGCAGGGAGGGAACCGCCAGAAGGCCCUCGGAGCUGGACCUCGGUGUCCAGGCAGAACGAUGGGGGUGGAGACGCUCCUUCAGGGAUACUGGACCGAGGCCGUUUAGGGCUUUCAAGGUCAGCACCAACCCUUUGAACUGUGCUUGGAAACAUCCUGGGAGCCAAUGCAGAUCUCUCAGAACCGGUGUUCUGUGGUCCCAGCAGCUGCUCCCAGUCACCAGUCUAGCUGCCGCAUUCUGGAUAAUCCAUCUCCAGCCGCCACUGCCUCUUGGGGCAGGGAGUUCCGCCGUUUUAGGCGCCGCAGGAGAACGCCUCUCCCGCCAUUCAGCCUCCUUGGCUGCCCCCAAGUUCUGCUGGGACCAAAGGGGGAGAAAAGCUUUCCUCUCUCCACUUUCUCCAUGACAGUAAUAAUUUUAUCAGCUUCCAUCAUGCUGCCUCUUCCUCAUCUUUUCUCUUGACAAAUAAGCCCGCCCCCUGAUCAUUUUCCCCGUGACCCUCAGAUGAAGGGCAGCAUAGAACAGGAAUAAAUAAUAAUUUGGUGACCCUUUUCUGAACCUUUUCCAACUUGGCAAUAUCCUUUUUCAGGUGAGAUAACCAGAACCGCACAGAGUUAUUCCAAAUACAGUCACACCAUUGAUUUGCAUAACGUCCAUAAUUAUGCCAAGGAUCCCUGGUGUGGGGAUUGGCCUUUUUCGCGCUGCCACCCCCUGGGCCCACACCUUUGGGAGUCUGAAGAUGUUUUCUGGUUAGACAGAAGCUCUGGGAGGCUAUAAAGCAGGGCAGAGAGGCGUGAAGCCUGGCAGGAGUUUCAAGGGCCGGGCAGAAAGGGCUGGAGGGCCGCUUCCCUGCCAUAGAGUCAGAAUAGGAUCUUCUUGGCUCUCUGCCUGGUGCAGAAUCCUGCAACUGCUACUUUCCUGGCGCCUUCCAGAGGUUGUGGGACUACAACUCCCAGCAGCCACCAAGUGGCUUGUGUGUUUCCUUUGCUGUGAUUCCUGCACCGCAGGGGGUUGGGCUGGAUGACCCCUAGGGCCCCUUCUGCUGGCAACCAUUGCCUUGAACAUCAGAACCACCUGCUGGAGGGGCCAAAGUGGGGCCCCCGAGCCCAGCGUCCUGAUCUCGCAGCAGCCAGACAGACGCCUCUGAUGGGAAGCCACCUGGCAGGAUUCGAACACAAGAGCAGCUCUCCCCACGAUUACCAGCAAACGGCCUUCAUCCUCCCUAGUAGCCACUGAUAGGCCUGUCCGCUGCAAAAUUGCCCAACUCUCUUUUAAAGCCGUCCAAGUCGGUGGCCAUUUUGCUACCUCCUGUGGGAGGGAGUUCCGCAGGUUAACAGCAUGCUGCAUGAAGAAGUUGCUUUCUCUCCCCAGCCUUUUGAGAGGCAAGUGGGGCAGUGGAGGCCUAGGGUGGGGCUGCCCUUUCUAAAAGCCCCUUUGCCCAGAGACCUCCUUCCUUCCCAGCCCCCUCCUGAGACGCUCCUCCUUGCUCUUCCAGAUGAAAAACUGUACGGCCGCCUGGAUGCUCUGCAGACCCUGCUGGCAGCGGCGGAGGAGGAGGGGCAGUGGUCCUGCCGGUGAGUGCGCGGGGUGGGGUGCUGGCAUGGGGGGAGGACGGGCAUUUGCUGAACUGGGGGGGGGUCCUCUUCUGGCUUUUUCCUUCUUUGUUAUACAUUUUUAUUGAUUUUUUAACAUAUCAGUUCCAACAGUCAUACAACAUAUUUUCUCAUAAAAUGUUUUAGACUUCUGUCAGCACCUCUGAAGAUUUUCCAUUCUUUAUCACUUAUUCUGCAUUUCAUAAUUUCUAUAUUGCGUUUAAUUAUCCUUAACUAAUAAUUCUUUUCGUGGUCUUCUAAUAUUUCAAAUAAUCCACCUUGCAAAACUGUUCAUCACAAUUACUUUUCAAAUAGUUCAUAUGUUUACUCCAGUCCUCUGAGAAUCUCUGAUCCCGCAGAGAUUCGAAGGUUCGAAUCCUACCUGUUAGUUUAUCUAGUCCCCCUCUUCUGGCUUUUUCCAGGCCCCCCCAGGAAGUGGCCUCCGUCCGGGUGCAGCAGGAGAUGGAGCUGAUCGAACUCCGGAAAGAGAGAGAGGAGGUGAGUGGAGGCUCCGCAAGGGCCUGGAUCGGGGCCAGCUCCGUCGGAUUAUGGAAUUGUGGGGCGGGAGGAGCUCCCCAGGGGUCAUGUAGUUCAACCCCUUGCAGUGCUGGAAUCUCAAGGCUGACAUCUCCCACAGACAGCCACCCAAUCUCUGCUCCCGGGACAAAAAACGUAGGGGUGCAAAUGCGGGAGAGAAAUGAAUAAGUGCUGCGCUUGCUUUGCAGUUGCACCAGCGUGUCGCCCUCCUGACGGACAUCCUGAGGGAGGUGGAGGCAGAGAACAAGGAGCAGCGGGCAAAGUAGGAGUCUUGGUCUCUCUGGCCCCCCAGGUGUGGGAGGGAGGGGGGCUCGGCCUUUUAAAGAAGCUGGGUGCAGCUGGUUCGCCGGCGUUGCAUCCCAGCAGCUUUCCUUCCUCCGUUCCCCCCGUCUUUGCUGCAAAAUUCACCAGGAAGCCCACAAAACGUUAGAAAAUGAAAUCUUUCAUCGGCGGGGGUUGGGCUGGAUGACCCCUGGGUGUCCCUCCUGGCUUUCUCUAGGAUCCGGUGCUUUCUGCCCCUCCGCAGGACGAGGCGCCUGGCCCAGGAUCUAGCUGCCCUGACCCGCCGGCACGAGGAGGCGCAGUGCCAGGCCUGGGCGCUUUCCCAGGAGGCCGAGGGGCUGCGCCGGGAGCUGGCCGAGGCGCAGGGACUCAUGCAGGAGGCGCGGCGGAAAAGGGAGGAGCUGGAGGUGCGCUGGGUGCGCGAGAAGGCGCUGGAGGCCGGCCGGCUGAACCAGGCCAACGAGCAGCACGACCGGUGAGCAGAGGGGCUCUGUCCGGAAAGGUGCUCAGGCAGGGGGCUGGGGAGGUGCAGUCGCACCACGGAAGCCAAACGGAAGUCCAUUCGACUUCCAAAACAUUCUGGAACCGAGGCCCGGCUUCCAAGUGGCUGCAGCAAGCUCGAUACAGUACGAUAAUCUUUGUUGUCAUUUUCCCAUACAGAACAACGAAAUUGAAAAAUCUACAUAAGACAUUCAAAACCCAACAAGCCUGCUAUCCCAACCUGGUUAGCUCCCUAAAAACUGAUACCCCAUUUUUAAAUACAAUAUACUCCCAUAGAGACUCCUUACAAUGCGUUUGGAGCCCCGUCGGAUGUCCGGGUUCCAACCAACAUUCGCAAACCAAAACACUCACUUCUGGGUUUGCGGCGUUCAGGAGCCAAAACAUUGGAGUGACAAGACAUUUGGGUCAGAAUUCAUAUGCUGCCCUCUUUGCACAAGGCUUUUCUUCCCUGAAAUCCACUGCAGCCCCAACUCCGUCUCUCUCCCCCCCCCCCCGCCCCAGGUAUCAGCGGAGAGUCCGACGCCUCCAAGAGAAGCUGCAGGAGGCGAGGGAAGCGGCCGGCAUGUGAGUCCGUCUCCUUUUCCUGAGGGAGGGCAAGGGGGUGUCCCUCUCUGGUGGGGCUGCCAUCCCCGCUGGGCCUUGAAGCUCCCUGGGCCACUCUGGCACGCAGCGCGGAGUUGAACUGGGGAACUCCCUCCCACAGGAGGCAGCGGUGAAAGGCGGAGACGAGGCAGAUUCAUGGGCCAUCGGCGGGUCUGCUCCAUCUCCGCAGUUGGAGGUGGCCGUGCUUCUGAAUCCCAGUUGCCGAAGCCACAGGAGGGGGGAGUUGCUCUUGCGCUCGGAUCCUGCCUGCGGGUUCCCAUGAUGGGCGUCUGAUUGGCCACUGCGAGGCCAGGAGGCGGGACUAGGCGGCCCCCCGUUGCCCUGACCCAGCCAUGGUGUCCUUGGGGAACCUCCAGCUCCAGAGGCAGUCUACCUCCAUUCCUCAGUUCUUGGGGGCAUUUGCCCCUGGGAGAACAGGAGGAGGGGCUCCCCUUGGGGCCUUCCAUGGGGGUUAUCAGUCCUGGCACAAGGUUUUGGGGUGCCUUGCUCUCCCCGUUUUGUGAGAGAGAGGACAGCUGCUUCAAUCCUGCCUUAUAGGCUACCAAACCUUUGAAUUAUUGUUAAAAAAAAUAAACUUGUGUGUUUUUGCAACACUUUAAGUUGCCUGUUUUUUGUAGACCUGCUUAGAGAUGUUUUUAAAAUGUAAAGCGGUAUUGAAAUCACUCGACUCUGCUUAAAAACCUCCAAGGGAGGAGAGUCCUAGAUUGAGCGUUUCGUUUUUCACAGUUUUAAAUGUUUUCAAUUUCCCUCUGCGGGGAAAGCAGGGUGCCAUUUUCUAAGAAGAUUCAGUUUGUAGAGGCUGGCCAUGCCUAAUAAUAAUAAUAAUAAUAAUAAUAAUAAUUUAUUAUUUGUACCCCGCCCAUCUGGCUGGGUUUCCCCAGCCACUCUGGGCGGCUUCCAUAGAAACAAAAAAUACAGUAAAAUAUCACAGAUUAAAAGCUUCCCUGAACAGGGCUGCCUUAAGAUGUCUUCUAAAUGUCAGGUAGUUAUUUAUCACUUUGACAUCUGCUGGAAGGGCGUUCCACAGGGCGGGCGCCACUACCGAGAAGGCCCUCUGCCUGGUUCCCUGUAGCUUUGCUUCUCGCAGGGAGGGAACCGCCAGAAGGCCCUUGGCGCUGGACCUCAGCGUCCGGGCAGAACGAUGGGGGUGGAGACGCUCCUUCAGGUAUACUGGGCCGAGGCCGUUUAGGGCUUUAAAGGUCAACACCAGCACUUUAAAUUGUGCUCGGAAACGUACUGGGAGCCAAUGUAGGUCUUUCAAGACCGGUGUUAUGUGGUCUCGGCAGCCGCCCCCAGUCACCCGUCUAGCUGCCGCAUUCUGGAUUAAUUGUAGUUUCCGGGUCACCUUCAAAGGUAGCCCCACGUAGAGCGCAUUGCAGUAGUCCAAGCGGGAGAUAACUAGAGCAUGCACCACUCUGGCGAGACAGUCCGUGGGCAGGUAGGGUCUCAGCCUGCGUACCAGGUGGAGUUGGUAGACAGCUGCCCUGGAUACAGAAUUGACCUGCGCCUCCAUGGACAGCUGUGAGUCCAAAAUGACUCCCAGGCUGCGCACCUGGUCCUUCAGGGGCAGUUACCCCAUUCAGGACCAGGGAGUCCUCCACACCAGCCCACCCCCUGUCCCCCCAAAACAGUACUUCUGUCUUGUCAGGAUUCAACCUCAAUCCAUUAGCCGCCAUCCAUCCUCCAACCGCCUCCAGGCACUCACACAGGACCUUCACCGCCUUCACUGGUUCUGAUUUGAAAGAGAGGUAGAGCUGGGUAUCAUCUGCAUAUUGAUGGACACCCAGUCCAAAUCCCCUGAUGAUCUCUCCCAGCGGCUUCAUAUAGAUGUUAAAAAGCAUGGGGGAGAGGACGGAACCCUGAGGCACCCCACACGUGAGGGCCCAGGGGUCUGAACACUCAUCCCCCACCACCACUUUCUGAACACGCCUUCUGAGCAGCAGCUGCCUUUGCUCUGAAAGCCCCCCACUUUUCCUUAGGAAAGGGGGGUGCCCAACUGCCUGCCCCCAACACGGUCUGCCCCUCUCUCUCGACGCAGGAUUCCCAGGCCGGCAGCUGCAGAAUCGUCCCCCAGCGACAGCACCUUCAGCACGUCUUGCGAGGAAACCAGCGCAGAAGGUGGGAGCAGCCCAAAGGUGGGUGUGGCGGGGGGGGCAUAUUUAGUCAAGUAAUGUGCGCCCCACCUUUCAGGCGAGAGAUUCUUCCAGGGCGGAAGGUUUCUAGGAAAGCAUCAAGCUGCAUUUUCAUACCAUUUGACCUCGGUUUAUUGCGAUCUUGAAAACGACCAAGGGGCUUGGUAGACCUGGAGCCAGUGGUGUGACGCAGCAGCAAAAAAGGGGAAUACUAUCCUAGCUGCAUCAACAGGAGCGUCCAGAUCAAGGGAAGGAAUAAUACCGCUUUAUUCUGCCUUGGUGAGACCAAACCUGGAGCCCUGUGUCCAGUUCUGGGCAUCACAAUUUAAGAAGGAUGUUGACAGGCUGAAAGAGGGCAAGCAGGAUGGAAACCAGGCCUGAUGAGGAAUGGUUGAAGGAGCUGGGGAUGUUUAGCCUGAGAAAGAGGAGAGAUGAGAACCAUCAAAUAUCUGAAGGGCUGUCCCAGGGAAGAUGGAGCAAGCUGGUUUUCUCCUGCUCCCUAAAAAUAGUAAUAAUAAUUUAUUAUUUAUACCCUGCCCAUCUGGCUGGGUUUCCCCAGCCACUCUGGGCGGCUUCCAACAAAAUAUUAAAAUACAAUAGUGUGUCAAACGUUAAAAGCUUCCCUAAAGAGGGCUGCCUUCAGAUGUCUUCUAAAAGUCGGGUAGUUGUUUAUUUCCUUGUUAUCUGAUGGGAGAGGGUUCCACAGGGCAGGUGCCACCACCAAGAAGGCCCUCUGCCUGGUUCCCUGUAACCUCACUUCUCGCAGGGAGGGAACCGCCAGAAGGCCCUCGGAGGAGGACCUCCGGAGGAGAGGACUUGAGGCAAUGGCUUCAAUUUACAAGGAGAUUCCAGCUAACGUCAGGAAGAACCUUUCUUUCUUUUGUUGGGGGUCUUCAAGCAGUUUGGGUGGCCGCCUGUCAGGAAUGCCUGAACUGCGAUUCCUGGGGUUCCCCCUCAAUCCCGCGGUUCUUAGCGCUCCUUCCCCUCCUUCUAGGUUUCAGAAGCAGGACCAGCAGAGUCCAGCCCCCCUCGGGCCUCAUCCCCUCUGGGUCAGCGCACAGCUGCAGGUACCCUUGUCCCUCCUUCCCGGGGAGUCGGUGGGGCAGCAAACUUCCUCCAGGUCCUUAACUUGGCCCCCUCUUUCUCGCCGCAGGUCCGAUUCCCGAGGCAGCCCCCGCCCCGUGAAUGCAGCCUGGCCCUUUCUGAGAAUGUCUGCACGGCCGUCGGUCGGCUUGCUCAGUGGUCACAGCAGGCUUGCAAUGGCACCCGGGUUCUUCAUCUGGACCUCAUGUCACGGAGAGCGUGCUGGUUGUGUGAAUUGCUCAGGAAAAGGGGGCUAAGCCACACCCCACAACCCUGGAGUCGACAAGUUCUUGGGGGUCAGGGGUUGGGCAGCUACCGAAAGCCCCACAUAGCUCUUCUGCGGGUGAGGGUCUUCCUUCUUGCAAAUCCUGGGGGUCAGGGAGCGUCUGGCCCCACAGCGGUGCAGCCAAAGUGGGGAGUCCUUGCUGCAGAUCUGAGAAUCUCUGGCAAGGGGGCUGCUAUUUUCACAGGAGCCCCCUUUCCACUUCUCCCACACACCCUCCCCGUUUUUAAUGCUCAAACCACUUAAUAAAAACUUCCAGACAUCUGUUAACCGUUUUUUAAUUUUCAUUUGUUGCUCUCUGCUCAGACAAUGUAGGAAACAAUAAUGGCCUUUUUAAAAUUUCUUUUUACACGCAUUGCCUGCCCUGCACCUGUUUGUACAGGGGGGCAGCCCUGCAAGGGUUUUUUUUUGGGAGGGGACACAACUGGGCACAAAGCACAGAGACGUUGGCACACACCUGCCCCCUUCGGCAUUUGGGGGCAUGGGGCGGGGCCC